Molecule: messenger RNA, 1235 nt
Organism: Spodoptera exigua (beet armyworm)
Lineage: Eukaryota; Metazoa; Arthropoda; Insecta; Lepidoptera; Noctuidae
Source: the annotation of a GenBank genome assembly
UAAAAUUAGGCAAUAAAUAGCUCUGGUAUUGCCAAAACUGCACUGCCUCCUGUCUAUAGUCACGAUGCGAAAGUCUCUUCUUUGCUUGCUCAUAGCUGCGGUUUACACCGCUUCGGCGGUGCCUGCCCCAGAAUUGCCUGAGCUGGUCAACUCUGAGGAGCGUACAUACCCUCGAUACAUCGAGUUUCCCGAUGGCGACGGAAAUAUGCACACCGUAGACCUCGAAGCUGAACCUGACAUGGAACUUCUGGCUGAGAUUGAGAGAAACCCUGACAACAACCAGUACCUGCUGUAUACUAGACGCAACCGAAUUAUAUCGCAGUCUUUGGUGAUCAACAACGCUAACUCUAUCACUAGAUCUAACUUUAACGCCAAUAACCCCACCGUCGUUGUUGUUCAUGGUUGGCUCAGCAACCAAUACACUAACAUUAACCCAACCAUCAGGGAUGCGUACUUGGGAAAGAGUGACACAAAUGUCAUCGUGAUGGACUGGAGAAGGUUGGCGUUAGCUGACUACGCCACAGCAGUCAGAGGUGUGCCAGCCGUCGGCCGUGGUCUUGGACAGUUCCUGAUUUUCCUUAACCAGGUGACCGGACAACCUUUCAGCCAAAUGCACCUUGUUGGAUUCAGCUUGGGUGCCCAUGUUGUUGGUAACGCUGGCAGAGAACUCGGAGGAAGAGCUGCUCGAGUAACAGCUUUGGACCCUGCUGGUCCCCUAUGGAACUACAAUUCCAACCGUGUUAAUCCCAAUGACGGUGUCUAUGUCGAGGCGAUCCACACUGAUGGUGGUUCCGUCGGAGGUCUUGGUAUUGGCUCCAACGUUGCCAACGCUGACUUCUACCCCAACGGUGGUAACUCCCAGCCUGGGUGCUACACUAACCUCUGCAAUCACAACCGUGCCUGGGAACUCUUUGCCGCUACUGUCACUUACAACCAUUUAGUUGGACGUCUGUGCACCACCCAGAGUCAGUUAACAUGGAACACAUGCCGUGGUGCUGAACUUCGGAUGGGCAACGAUAUUCUAACCAAAUCUGGAUCCGGAAUGUACCGCCUGGACACCGCUAGGAGGUACCCUUAUUAAUUUGAUGUAACUUUUGUUUGCAAAUUUGGAAAAAAUAAAUAAAGUAUUGGCAUGGAAUGUCUGGCAUAUUUUCAUUUUUUCUUUGUGUCCUAGUUAUUACACUUUUAUUUUUAGAAUGCUUUCACAUUGGUCCUGCAAAUAAAUUUCUAUUAGG